Molecule: messenger RNA, 3735 nt
Organism: Dermacentor andersoni
Lineage: Eukaryota; Metazoa; Arthropoda; Arachnida; Ixodida; Ixodidae
Biological process (GO): regulation of transcription by RNA polymerase II
Molecular function (GO): RNA polymerase II cis-regulatory region sequence-specific DNA binding; DNA-binding transcription factor activity, RNA polymerase II-specific
Source: RefSeq, a predicted model, not a curated record
UGUCUACAAGCAGUCAUGGCAUGGGUUUUUGCAAUACUGCUUACUUAUACUUCUACAGAUGCAGCAAAGACAGCAAACCUAGGACAGAACAAGGACGACUCUGAGCAAUGGCAGUCCUGUCCAGAGUAUGCCACCAAGCCGAAGGUUCAGAGGAAACGACGACCUUCGGCAAGGAAAGCAACUGCGAAGAGCUCUGCUAAAAGAAGUGCCACAGUGGGUGUCAAAAAGGCUGCAGGGAUGACAACUGCCACUGAUAUGAGACCUUCUGAUGUAGCAUCAAGUGUUCAGUUGGAAAGCACUCAGGGCGUCGAAACAACUGAAGUAAUUGUGAUUCAAACACGGAAGAGGCCUAAGAAAUCCAAGGAGGAGAAGGACAGGCAGUGCAAGGUCUGCCUGAAGGAGCUUCCCAACAAUUCUUCAUUGACAACCCACAUGUGGACCCAUGAACGGCCGUUUGCUUGUGCAGAAUGCAGUGCUCGUUUCUCCACAAAAAACAACCUUGUAGUUCACCAAAGGACUCAUUCAGGCGAAAAGCCGUAUGCGUGCAACGAAUGCAAUGCCAGCUUUUCAACACGAGGAAACCUCAAGCGGCAUGUGAAGACACAUACGGGCGUCAAGCCCUGGAAAUGCAGCCACUGUGAGCAGUGCUUCACCGAAAAGAAGACUUUAGUUGCUCACAUGCGACGACACACAGGCGAAAAGCCCUACCAGUGCCAGGUGUGCCAGCGGCGCUUUGCCCAGUCGGGGGUCCUGCGCAUGCACAUGGCCGUGCACCUGGGCCAGAAGUCGCACCUGUGCGAGCACUGCGGCAAGGCAUUCCGGCAGCGCUCGCAGCUGCAUCUGCACAUGCAGCGGCAUCAGGGGCUGCGCCGCUACUCCUGCAAUAUCUGCCCCUCAAAGUUCCUCACCAAGGCUGACAUGCUGCGUCAUGAGCGGACACAUACAGGAGAACGGCCUUAUGUGUGUACUCUGUGUGGAAAGAAAUUCACGCGGCAGCAGUCACUCAAUGAGCACACCAACCGGCACUACGGCAUCAAGCCUUUCGAGUGCAAGUACUGCGACAAGACGUUUGCCGAGAUGUCAGCGUGUUAUAAGCAUAUCAAGCUUCACUCCAAGACUGAGGAUGGGGAGAAUAAUGGAUGUGCUCAGAAUGCAAUGAAAACGACUGAGGCACGCAUUCCACCACUCCCUGGGACUGCCCUGCAGACUGCGGGGAGCUCGCAGUUAGUGGCUUCAGCUGCGGAAUCUAGUAGGAUAGUGUCAACACUGGCAUCUGAGGCUGGAAACAGGAAUGGGGCACUGAAAGGCUCUGAAACUCUGACUUCACAUGAGUCUGCAGUGACUGGAGCGGCGCAUGUCACUGGUGUGGUCCACCCACCCGAGCUCUCGGCCAUGGACUUACUAGCCACUGCUUCAGGCUUCUAGGGCUGGCAGUUGAAGAGAGCACAGCGGGACUGCAUGUGUGUGUAUAUGUGUUUGCCACGAGGACAUUUGUUUUAUUUAUGAGACACUAAGAAUGAUGAAAAUGACGAGCGCAAGUUAUUGCCAGAGCCAACUCGCUGUGUUAGUAUUGUAUAUAUCUUUUAACAGCUUUGAUACACGGUAUGUUUGUAUGCUUGUGAGAUUUACUAGCAUGCAUGCCCAGAAAGUUAUGAAUUGCUUGGUGUGGUCUAGCUUUUUGUUGUUGAGUUAUAUAAGGCUAACGAAAAAAGAAAGAAAAGAGGACAACAUGGAGACAGGACAAGCGCUUCCUAUCCAGUGAAGAUUUAUUCAGAAAAGCGUGUGAAUCUAAGCACAACAAUCUUGGAACAAAGGAAGUCCUCGUAAGGUCACGUGAGCAAAUUGAUAAAUGGUGAUCCAUCAGUGAAUUCCAUUCCGUCUUUUGAAAACAUUAUCAAUGCCCGGUUGAUGCGUGUGCCUUCGUGUUUUAUAAUGUUAUAUGAUUCACCCAUUUCACAUGUGCGCUACCCACCACAAUGGCCCAGUAACUGUGUCAUUCUCCUUCCAAGCACAAAGUCACGGGCUAGAUUUCCACCCACAGCAGCUGUAUUUCGAUGGGGGCGAAAUGCAAAAAUGUUUAUCUACAUAGAGUUAUAUGCAUGAAUCUUGAAUCUUGUGUACUAAGACAAAAGCAAAAACUAAAAAGUUGUACCUUUUGCCUGCGUAUGCACUUAUCGUAGGCAGUGAAUCAUUUGUUCUUUUAUGGGAGUGGCAAACCUUCUUAUUGGAAAUUUAGUUGGUCAAAAUCCGGAGCCCUUCGCUACAGCAUCUCUCAUAGCCCCAGUUUUGCUUUUGGACAUUAAAUCUCAUGAAUCAAUCAAUCCCUCACGUGUACACCAAUCACGAUGCCUCGUGAUUAUCGAGAUGCUGCCAAAAGAAGACUGGUGACAAUCACUCCACAGCUGAGAACUCAGUAUAUAUAUCUGCCCGCUGAUCACAAUGCCUAGCAUCCAGCUUGCGUGCUUCAUCAUCCUUCUAUAUUAAUCCGUGCUAGUGUUGCUCUGUUAUCUAUAUAAUUACAUGUGCUCAUUUGUGUCUCAUUUGUGCUGUAAGCCGAACCAAGGUAUUUAUAGUCUUUUAAGAAGUCACGUUCUCACUAUCCUCUCUAGUCAGCUGCAUUUUAAUUUGCAGCAUUAUUGUUUGUGCAUUGCACAUAUAGUUGUACGUUUAUAGUGCUUGCCACGUUGAUACUUGUACAGUUGAACCUUGAUUUAACAAGACUGAUGGGACCCAAACAUGAUUUUCUUCAUAAAUCGAGGUCUUCGUUAAAUCACAGAACACUUCAUGCUAAUAACAGUAUACUAAGACGAGAGCAAAAACUAAAUAGUUGUACUUUUUACCUGCGUAUGUACUUAUUGCACUUAUUGUAGGCAGCAAAUCUUGUGUUCUUUUAUGGGAGUGGCAAACCUUCUUAUCAGGUCAGUGGUUUCUGUCACUUGAACGCGAACUGGUGUACCCAUAUUUCCCCCACAAAAAAACGUCUUUAUAGCUGAGAGGUUUGGGUCCACUUCAUUGCUUCAAGGCUUUUGAUGCUUUAGACUGUACGAAUCCGUGUUGGAGAAUCAAAAACGCUUUCUUAAGGUGAGCUUUUGUAAAGCGGGUCUCGUUAACUUGAGGUUUGACUGUACAUAGCACUCGGUGCCUUGUAUGUCUUUCUCUAAUGUGCAUAAUUUUUGUCUAAAGUGAAUGAAACAUCACUAAUAGUGCAUUCGACUGGUUACGUUCGAGCGCUCUAAUGGCACCCUCAAGGUAAGAUUUACAUUCGGCCGUUUGAAAUCGAGCACACUGAACAGAUUCGCCUUGUUCAUUUGGAGUGCCACGCAGCCUCUGAGCACUUGGAGAUGCCCAGAGGCUCUCGCCUCUUAGCUGGGAAUGUGACCGAGAUCCAACAGAUUUCCAAUCAUGUGCAUCCUCCUGUUACUCUGGUAGUAGCUCAACACUUGGCUCGGACAUGCUUUCUGUGGAUCCAAUGUCGAGAGGCCUCAGCAUCACUUCAAACCGAUUCAGAGUGUGGCAAGAACCAGUCGAAUGUACUAUAAGACUGUUCGAGCUGAUUUUACCCGAUACAUUCCAGUGCAAACUCAUUUACAUUUAACUAAUGUGUUUUAGUGAUUUAACUAAUGUUUUAGUGACCCUUCAUCUGUGAUAACAUCUGGUGUACAUAGAUUAUUGCAUUUUCAUUGUGUACAUUCUUACAAAAAAAAUGGAGAGUUAUUAAACCAUCUUUAUUUUGUG